UUAUGUAUGUUGCCAUAAACACAGUUACCGGAGACGUUAGACUACAGUAUGAGACUAACAAGACAAAGAACCUUCGUUUUACUGCUCUGUUUUGGUUUAGCCUUCCUUGGUGUUUAUUUUUACUUGCUAUCACGCGAUCAGAACUGCACUUCGGGGCUGGAAUGCUUUAUCGGGUAAGUUUAUCAUGUACUGUACUCUGUAGAUAGACAUGAAUUAUAGCCAUCGGAGUGGCAUUGCAUUUAGGUUUUAUGUGAAGCUGCUUACUUUAAAGGCUCGAACGGACGACACUGCGAAGUCUUCCCAUUACAGACAUUAAUGAACAAUCGCCGAAUGCUGAUUUAAUUUCGAAUAUAAUCGAAAUAUUUGCGUGUAUCUGGUCAGUAUGCAGUAUGCUAUCGUUGUUUGGUGUGUAGCACAAGCAAUGAAAAGUAAUUGAUACUUCAAUGUGCUGACAAGUCCUUUUGUUUUCAUUGAACGACUAAACUGUUGCACAUGUUGACAAAGAUAAUUCAAUGUUUUAUAAACUAAAUAUUUACCAGGCUUUUAGCUGAUCAUUACAUCAACUGUACUAGUUUGUUUCAACGGGGAAGCCGGUAGGGUACUGCAGACAGUGUUUUGCUCCCCCGAAUCGAAGCGCUGAAAUUGCGCUCAUUAAAGGCCUAUUAAUUCCACGACGGCUAAAUUCUUCGCGAGAAAUUGUGUCUGCGAAAUAUGAGUGGUUGCACAUGUGCGAUUCUAUUAAAUCAGUUCACAGGCAAUCUCGUUCCCCGAGCAUGCCCGUUCGCAGGUUAAGGGUGGGCAUAGCUCUGGAGAAAUCGAAUUGAUUCAGGCCUGUGAUUGGCUAACGGCAGACAGUACGUUGGAUUUCCAACGUGAGUUCUAUAUAAACAAAGUAUUUGGAAUUUCUCGUCGAAAAUUUGAUACUUUUUAUACUGAAAUCGAUUGAAAACAACUAGAAAUUCUGGAGGAAAUAUGUACGAAAGCUGCGGAUUGAUAGGGAUACAACUACCUGAAAAAUACAAGGAGAACCUCGACGUUUCGAGCGAAGGCGCUUCGACUUGUGCUGUUAGUGUUUGUAUACAUGAUAAUAUUAAUACAUCGUACUUGCCUUUUAUAUACUGCAAUACCUAACACUACGUAUACCCGCAUAAAUUCUGACAGGAGAGUUAAUUAAAUGUAAAGUUUAAAGCAUAAAAAUAUAUAAUACUUAUUAUUGAGGAGAUUAUAUUUAUCAAAGGUCAAGUACGAUGUAUAUAAACACUAACAGUACAGAUCGAAGCGCCUUCGCUCGAAACGUCGAAGUUCUCCUUGUAUUUUUCAGGUAGCUGUAUCCAACCGAAGCUUUCGUACAUAUUUCCCCCAGAAUUUUUAGUUGUUUUCAAUUCGAUUUCAGUGUAAAAUGUAUCAAUUUUUCGACGCGAAAUUUCUAAAUACUUUAUUUAUAUUUUGCAACAUUGCCGAGCAUGCGUAGAACUCACGUUGGAAAUUCAACGUGAAUCAAUUCGAUUUCUCCAGAGCUAUGCCCACCCUUAACCUGCGAACGGGCAUGCUCGGGGAACGAGAUUGGUUCACAGGCGAAAUUUUCUCCCGCGAAGCCUGAUCCAGCUUCAGGCUGGAUUUCCACUUCCAAGAAAAAUUUCGUUGACGAAAUUUUCGUCUCAAUUUUCUUUUGAAUAGACCAAUCCUCAAUUAACCAAAAUUUUGAUCUCAACAAGUCUAGACAAAAUUCCAUCAUAGCUUGAAAGAGUAUCACAAAAUUAGUAAUAUUCCAAAGUUUUGCGUUGCGAAUUCUUGUAAAAUGCGGAUAAUAUAGCCUUGAGAAGUUUGUAAUUUUCAGUCAUUUUGUAAUACGCACAGAAGUGGUAACCAUUUCCCGUUUGUAAUCUAAAAUGACUGAAAAUUGCAAACUUCGCAAGGCUAUAUUAUCCGCAUUUUACAACAUUUUGCAACGAAACUUUGGAAUAUUACUAAUUUUGGGAUGCUCUUUCAAGUUGUGAUGAAAUUUUUGUCUAGACUUGUUGAGUUCAAAAUUUUGGUUAAUUGGGGAUUGGUCCAUUGUGAGCGGUCAACUAGUGAUUAAUUCGGAUGAUCACAAUUCAAAAGAAAUCAAACGAAGUAUUUCGCGAAAUUGUAGUAUUGCGACUAUUACUGGUAAUAAUAUUCAGGAAAAUUAGUAAAAUAUCCGCAACAUUGCAUGCUGAAUAGGCUCAGUCCUAGCUCCGCCUCAGAUACGCUGAGCCCAGUACGUGCACAACACGACAAUCAAGUGAGAUCUGCUUCCUCUCAGUGUGCUGAACUGUUUAGCAGCAUUGCAGAAGAAUUCAGUUUGUUAUUUAUAUCUAUUUUUGCGAUCAUGAAUUCAAAUAAUCAAUCUAAAUUUCGCAUUUGCAAAUUGCUUGAUGACUGUGUGAAUGAGCUGAUAAGAUCUUCACUUUUUUUUAGGUGUGAUAAGUUCUGUACUACUAAUGACUUAGAUUCUGCGCAAAACUUGGUGCUCUUCCAAAAGCCGUGUGCACUUCACUAUCUUGUAGACAAAGGGCCUUCGCUCGAAACGUCUAAUUUCUCUUUGAAUAUUUCAAGAUUAUUUUACGAGAGUGCCGACGUUCCGUCGAACUCAGAGGGGGCAUCGAGUCACCCGAUAUAAUUCAAUACUAACUAAUUGCAUCAUCCCGACAUGACGACUCUUAUCUACUCAUAUUACCUUUGAAAACAGAAAACCCCACUGUUCUCCAUGCCAUAUCCACUCAUUGUUUUGACAUUUCUGUUAUUGUGACUUGCAUUUACGUUUCUCGUUUUGAAUUGCCAGAAGCCAGUGUUUUUAAAAGGAACCAUAAUAAUAAUUAUUAUUAUAAUAAUAAUAUGGAAGUUCAGGCCUGAUUUUAAUAUACGUCGAAUUUCGGUCGCGUUGAAUGCAAUUCAAACAAUAGAUAAUGAAUUGGCAAAAGUAUUAUGAAUAACAGCGAAUUUAAAAAAGCGAAUUUAAAGUUAGGGAUUGUUUUUGCCAAUUUUUUUAUUCAUAAUACCACUUUUGCCAAUUUUUGCCAAAGAGUUGCCUGUGGAGGAGGCUAAACGAGGCCUAGUUUAUCAUCUCAUUAUCUAUUGUCUUAAUUGCAUUGGACGCGACCAAAAUUCUUAAAUUCGACGUAUAAAACAGGUUUCAAUCUCUGUUGCAUUCAGUACCAAAACCAGAAUAAACAAUCUAUAGUUAUAAUGUUAUUAUAAAGAAACAAUAGCUUGGACUCGGGGGCUAACAAUGUUAAAGAUGCCAAGUACUGUCGUUUGCACAUGCAUGUCAGCUUUGUUGACAUUUUUGUUACCAAUGCAAAUAAUGAACUUUAGAAACGAAGUGGUGACAAUUAUAAUUGUUUCCUGUCAGAGUGCUAAAACACGAGGCGACAGUCAAAUGUCUUAUAUCAGUGAUGCAGUACGCUUAAAAAAACGACCCAUCUUAUGAGUUCAUUGGCGAAGUUAUUUUAAAAAUCAACAUUGUCUUAACCGAGAAAACCAAAGCUAAAUUUAGUUUAUGUAAAUUACAUGAUUUUUAUCAUAUAACUGACUGACCAGCGAUACGGUAGUGAUUUCUUUUGUCUUUCCUAAUGAGUUUUUUAACGUUUUCUGAACUCUUUUAUAUUGUUUUAGCAUUCAACAAACAGAUACAAAUCGUGCACUGAUGUGCGUAUUACCUAGACUUGACCCAUUCGAUCGAUCUAUUAGUCAUUUGAUCACAAACUAUUCAGACGAUAUCACUGACGUUUGUGGGAAAUCAAGCAAAGUAUUCCAGCUGGUAGACGGAAGAAUUCAAAUUCGUGAUUUCUCUCUGUUGGAAAAUAUUUCAGAAAAAUCAGCGAAAUACGAGACUGUGAUACGUCCCAAAGGCGACGACCACAGAAUUAUGUAUGGAAACAUGGUUUUUAUUUCCCAAAAUGACCAAAAAAUUAACAACGACUUUUUGAAAGUGAGUUAUAAGCUAAAAAAUGGAAGUAGGAAAGUGGAAAUGUUCGCACAGAUUGUGGAAAAACAAAGCGUAUUAAAAAGAAAGCUUACAAAUGCUAGGCCAAGGCCGAAUGUUGUUUUAAUGGGUUUCGACUCGACUUCAAAUGCUAACUUCAAACGAAAACUAGGUAGAAGCUUUAGGUAUUUGGUCGAGAAGCUGGACGCUUUUGUUUUCAAUGGUUAUACCAUAAUCGGAGAUGGUACCACACCAGCACUGACUGCAAUUUUAACUGGUAAUUUACUCAGCACCAUGGUGUCAAAUAACCACACAGAUCUGAAUUCAUGGCCUUGGAUUAUGAAGAACUACAAAAGGAAGGGAUAUGUUACUUUAUACGCAGAAGAUGAUCCACAGGUCGCAUGUUUUAAUAAAAUAGGUAGUUUUAACAAUGAGCCGGCCGACCACUACAUCAGGCCGUUCUGGCUUUCUGUUGAACGCCAUGGUCUCGAUGGCCGCCGUCGGAAUAAGUCAGCGUCACUUCAUCGUCUUUGUUUAAACAAUGAACCACUUCAUAACAUAACAUUAAAUUACGUGAAGGAUUUCCUAGCUGCUUAUGAUGGCAUGCCAAAGUUUGCAUUUCCUUUUUUCUCCUAUCUUCCCCAUGGCACGGGCGAAAAAUUGAGCUAUGCUGACAAAGACCUUUUAUUGUUUUUGAAAAGCUAUGAGAAAUAUCGCGAUAAUACUAUUUUGAUAAUUUUCGGUAAGUUAUUACACAUCUAUAAUGUAACACCCCUGUGACUAAACCUACCCUCCUCCGCAGGCAUCUCACCUGAGGAAUCGGGUAGUCGGAAAAAGUAAAAACCCAUUUGCAGGCUAAAACCCAUAGAGAGGCCUGCGGAGGAGGCUAGACUAAACCCUAGCUGGUAUACACUAUCAAAGUUUCUGUGAUCACAGUAGGAAUUUUGCAAUGGGUUUCAAAGGAUUUGUAAUAAAUGUUUGAGGGAGCCAGUGUUCAACAUCAAGUCAGUUUCGGCUCAAAUAUUUCUUACAAAUCCUUCAAACCUUAGAAUUUACCUAUGCCAAAUUCCUCACUGUGAUCACAGAAACAUUGAUAUACAAUCAGGCAACUGCGUUAUGUCCGUUGCCAUCUAUAAUUAUCCACUAUUAUAAUUGAAGUGAUUGGUUCUAUAGUUCGUUUCGUUCUAUGCUUACAUCAUCAGGAUGCGGUACAUGUAGCUAGUCAUGUGAGUUAUCUGCCAAAACGAGCUACGAGGUUGGCUGAAAUGCACUUUUACACCACCUAAGGGACCAUGCAGUCAUUAUUCUGGCGGGGGAUGGCACAGAAGAGAAAAGGGUUGGGUAUAAACACAAUUUUGAGUGAGUAAAAUGUUGGAUAUAAUAAGUGAGUAAAAGGUUGGGUAAUAAAAAUUUAUUGUCGUUUCCAAAGCAUGACUAAAAAGCAAUGUCAACAGCCAUAUAUCAAUACAGUAUGUAAAUCAAUCAGAGUCACUAUCUUGUCAAUCUUGAUCAUUUUCCGAUUUGUCAGGAGGCAAAUGUUGUCUCCAAAGAUAGUACACAACACAUUAGACUGCAGAAAAUUGUACAUAACCCGGGAGUGGUAAAGGACAUGUGUGACAAGAUAUCCUUUUGUAAUGUAUUUGGCCAGGUGUGGGUAUUUUUAAAUAGUUGAUAUUUGAGGUUGUGGUAAAAUUGUUUUGACUUUUUAAUGGUUGGACCGGCAACAUUUUCAUCAAGAAAAACAUUUCUCUUCGGUGCCUCCCCCUACCCAUUAAUUAUGACCGGUCCCUAACCCUAUGCCGAUUAGUACUCAUUCACACAUUCACAACUUUUUUAUGAUCUUCUCACGCUACAGGCGAUCAUGGGGCAAGAGUUGGUAGUGUUCGUAACACAAUUCAAGGUACUUAUGAAGAACAUUUACCAUGGCUGUCUAUAGUAUUACCACCAUGGUUUGAAGAGAAAUACCCUGUAUUCACAAAGAACCUGAAGGUUAACCAAGAACGAGUUAUUUCACCGUUUGAUCUGCACUAUACAUUACACCAGAUUCUUAAUCUGGAUAGAAAACCAGCUGCAGGCACAAGUCUAAUGUCGGAGUUGAAUCCACAACGGACUUGCAGCGAGGCAGGUUAGAUCACUUACCUUUGUUUUACUGCAUGAACUAGAAUUUCUGAUUAUUUCUAUACCAUAUGCUUGUAUAUCAUCCAUAAUAUGUCGGUUAUGACCACAUUGGAUUCUGAUCACGCGAAAAAGGAUGAAUUUGAGUGUAUAGUCUGUCAGGAAAUGAUAGUCUGGAGCUCGACAAACUUCAAAACUACAAAAUAGAAGAUCUCUGUUUGAUAUUGCACUAUGCUUCACUGUGCACAAAUCCUUCGUCUCAAAUAUCAGUUGGUUGCACGUUUCACUUCAGCUAUCUCUCUUGGAUGAUUACUUCAUCAUACCAAAAGGUCGAAAACACAACUGAGCUCAAUCACCGUGACCGUGCACAAAUGAACAUAAGGGACUGGUCAUAAAGUAACUGCUAGGGUGGGCUGGAGGUAAAUCACAAAUUUUGCCAAUAAGUUUGGUGACCCAUCUUAGGAUGUAGAUAAAAAUUUCAAAGCCCAUCUAAUCUUACAAAACAUUUUUCAUGACCCACCCAAUUUAAAUUGGGAAAAUACACUUUUAUAAUAAAAAAAGUUGCAGGUAUGAACAUUGUAAAUAUACACCGGCACUGUAUUGACAUACAUAAUUCCACAAAGCUUGACCAACACAUUCAUCACCAAUUACGAUACUAAGCUGCUCUCCAGUUGGUUGUAUUUGCUGUGAUUCGACCACUUCUUGUUGUUGUAUAAACAAAGUACUGGCUUCAAUAGCAUCAUUUGCAUUUGAUAAUUUGGAUAGUUUUGUUUACUUUUAUUAUUAAUAUAUUUAUUUUUUGAAGUGGACAUGCAUGGGUUUUUGUUUGGUGGCCUAACCGUGGACAUACAAAAAAAUUGGCGGCCCAUCAAAACUGCCCAAAGAUUUUCCAUGGCCCAUCCCAAAUCACUCCAGCCCACCCUAGCAGUUACUUUAUGACCGGUCCCUAAACUCAGACAAAAACAUAGCACAAUGACUUCGAUCAGUUUCCAGACCAUCAUAUAUCUUGAUAGAUUACGAGUCGAGCAGUACUCAAUUUUGCACAAUUUUGCUUUUCGAUGAAUCGUAAUUUGAUUAAAAAUUCGCAAGGCUCUGCGUAGGAGAGAGUGAUUUACUGGCAGCUAUACACUUUACCAACUUGCCCUAAUUGGUUUCUAUUCUUUAAAGUUCAUAUGAAACGAAAAUUAUAAAAACUAUAGAUUAUCUCCGUUUGCAGUUUUUCAGUUAUUUAGAGUUUGAUACACGUGUCAACGUUCUACGUCACAAAAUGCAUACUAAGUUAUCAGAUUAAGUUGUACAGUAUAUCCUUUCUUUUUUAUCACACAAAAUCUCAUUUUAGAAGUAUAUUGUACAUAUGUGUUGUUCUACAACAUCAAAUGCCUGGAUUCCUUAUAUUUUGUUAGUAUCUCAUGAGCACGCUCAUGUGUGUACCAAAAUCCAUUAAGAAACGCAUGAGCAUUCUCAUUAAGAAAAAGGAUUUUGGUAUACACGAGGAUGUUCAUGAGCAUACUGGAUUUUGGUACAUAUAUGAGUGUGCUUAUGAGCAUACCUUAGUUUGGUAUAUCAUGAGCACGCUUAUAUUAUAUCACCAUGCCAAAAUCCAGUAACAUACUCAUGAGCAAAUUCACGAGGAUACUGGAUUUUAGCCAGCAGCUAGUGAUUUCUUUUCAUGGUAGCAAGAAUAUAUAACAUUUUCAGCAAACUCAUAUGCAUGUUUGUGACGUAGAGCCUUGAUACUCAACUAAGUGAAAUAUCUCGAAAACCGAAGGUCGAAGCUACGGGACGAAAAAUUGAAAAAGAAGUUGUAUACUCUAUAGUUUUAUAUUUCUUUUAAAAACAUUUCCGUUUCAAUGCACUUUCUACAUCAUCUUACAGAUUGGUUUUGAACUAUUUAGGUGUGACGGACGAGCACUGGUGUCCAUGUUUAAGGUGGCAAGCAGAAGAUAUCAACAGUAUUCCAGUAAAGAGAGCUGCACAGCUUUUAGUUAAGCAUAUUAACAAAAUGAUUUCCAAGAAACGAAUUUUUAUCAACUUGUGUUUCACAGUUUAUCUUGUUGAAAUCAUUCUUGCGGCCAGAGCCGAGGCUCUUCGUGAGUCAGAGAAUGGCGAUAUUGUGUAUUAUCAAGUAACUAUAGCAACAAAACCUGGUGAUGGGCUCUUUCAAGCUACCUUUCGACUUUAUCCAGAUUCCAAGAUGGUCAUGACUUCGCAUAUUAGCAGGACGAGCAUGUAUCGACGGAACCCGUGGUGUUUAGGACGAAAUUAUCAUUACAUGAGAAGAUUUUGCACAUGCAAGAUUCCUCACAGGAAUGACGCAAGGAAAAGAAUGGUCGAAAACAUGGAUGUAUCGAAACUAAUGAAAAUGAGCCUAAAUAAUGUUUAGGUCAUUAUAUUAACCACGUGAUAAGCUGGUGCAGUCCUAAAAUUCUAACAAGGGAAGGCUCAUCUAGCGAUGCCUUGGGGCAUGAACCAUCAAAUCUUUUUUUAUUCUAGCCUCUACUGUAGUACUGGCUCUCUUACUGUAUGAACGAUUUCCUGCAUUUUAUAAUAAGUAAUGAGUAAAUAUGUUAUAAAGUUUAAUAUAAAUUACUUAAGCUCUCUACCGCUUUGUGGAUAUCCUGGGGAAUGUGCAGAAUCUGCGAGGCGGCAGACCUGCCCUUGUAGAAUUAAGCCGAAUUGUUGUGAUGAUCGAAGUAGACUGGAUAUACGUGUGAAUUUGUGAUAUGAUUUGGUUAUCAAUACAACACUCGAAAACUUUAGAGACCAAAGGACAGAAGUGAUAUUGGUCUAUAAUUCGACACUUCAGCUGGGCCUUUUUUGGGAUUGAGCUGAUAUUGGAAAUGGAAGGUUUCCACUCGCGUGGCAGUUUUCCCUUGGAAAAGCUCUUGUUAAGGAGAUCACAUGACGAUGAACAGAUACUAGACGCGUAGUUCUUGAGAAGUUUAGCUUUUACUUGUACAAUAUGCUAACGAAACUAUUUCAAAUAUUUAUAUCAAAUUUUACACCAUUCAGUGUCAUUCUCGCGCAAAAUAUUUAGCUAACCUGAAUGGGAAAAAGGUGGAGCCAAAGGUACGGUGGAAGUUCGAUUGCUCCAAGUUUUUAAAACUUAAUAAAAAAAGAUAUUUUAAGAAAAUAUUUUUAAAAAAAAUAUUAUUAAAAAGAUAUUUAAAAAUAUCUUUGUACUUUAUUCUCUUUACCAGAGGACUAAUAUAUUCUUACGUCAGUACAUUUUGUUAGGACAGCGAUUACCAUAAAUAAAAUAUAAUAUUUUAAUUAUAAUAUUUAAUUACGUAAUAUAUUGUAAUAUUAGGUAAUACACCACAAGAAUAUAAAAUUAAAGUACAUCUCUCCCGCGAUCCUCUGUCAAUAUAUUUUACAAGCUAGUUACACAUAUGCUGCCCUGAAAGACACUGAAUUUUCUUUCAAAACAAAAUUCGAACUGAAAUAUUUGCUUGACCACAAUUCCUUGCAUGCUGCUGGUUUACAAACUAUGAUAUCAAAAUCUUCCACAAAAUUUGUUAGAUUGGUAUUAAUGUUAGCAGAAACAAGACUCCCAUAAAUAAUGUGAACAGGAUUAGCGGUGUAAAGUAUCCCCACACUGGCCACAAUGCAUAUACACAGCUGA
Molecule: messenger RNA, 9689 nt
Organism: Paramuricea clavata
Lineage: Eukaryota; Metazoa; Cnidaria; Anthozoa; Malacalcyonacea; Plexauridae
Source: the annotation of a GenBank genome assembly